Molecule: messenger RNA, 1195 nt
Organism: Momordica charantia (bitter melon)
Lineage: Eukaryota; Viridiplantae; Streptophyta; Magnoliopsida; Cucurbitales; Cucurbitaceae
Product: GDSL esterase/lipase At1g71691
Molecular function (GO): hydrolase activity, acting on ester bonds
Source: RefSeq, a predicted model, not a curated record
AUGGCUGAGUUGAGGUUAUCGUCAAUGGUGGCUGUUUUGGCAAUGGUAAUUUUGCUGGCGGCGGCGGCUCCCGGCCAAAAUGAGAGCACAUACGGCGGAGGUGGCGGCGGAGGAUGGAGGAGGCCGAUGGUGCCUGCCAUGUUCAUAUUUGGAGACUCUCUAAUUGAUAAUGGAAAUAACAACAAUCUUCCCACUUUUGCAAGAGCCAAUUACUUCCCUUAUGGAAUUGAUUUCGUUGGUGGCCCUACUGGUCGUUUCUCUAAUGGAUACACCAUUGUUGAUGAAAUAGCGAAGCUGCUAGGGCUUCCUUUAAUUCCUCCGAGCACAGCUCCGGUAAUGGGGCCAUUACGUGGACUGAAUUAUGCAUCGGCGGCGUCCGGAAUUCUUGAUAUUACCGGAAGAAACUUUAUCGGACGCAUACCCUUCAAUCAACAGAUAAGGAACUUCGAGAACACCCUCGACCAAAUAACUGGAAACCUCGGCGCCGCCACGGUGGCUCCGGUGGUGGCUCGCUGCAUAUUCUUCGUCGGAAUGGGCAGCAACGACUACCUCAACAACUACCUCAUGCCCAAUUACCCUACCAGAUUCCAAUACACCAGCCGCCAGUUUGCUGAUCUCUUAGUUCAACGCUACACUCAGCAGCUCACUAGGCUUUACAACCUUGGAGCUCGGAAGUUCGUCAUCCCCGGCAUCGGAAUAAUGGGCUGCAUUCCCAACAUGUUAGCUCGGAGCUCUGAUGGAAGAUGCCUAGAAGAAGUGAAUCAGUUGGGUCGAGAUUUUAAUGCAAACGUUAGAACGAUGAUCGACAACCUUAACACCAAUCUUCCUGGUUCGAGAUUCACUUAUAUCAACAUUGCUCGCCUGUUUCAAGAUAUUCUCGCCAACCCUAUGGCUUAUGGAUUCACAGUGGCAGAUCAUGGGUGCUGUGGGAUCGGAAGGAACAGGGGGCAAAUAACAUGUCUGCCAUUCCAGAUGCCAUGUCUGAAUCGAGAGCAAUAUGUGUUUUGGGAUGCUUUCCAUCCAACUCAAAGAGUCAACAUCAUCAUGGCAAGAAGGGCUUUCAAUGGAGACCAAACUGUUGCUUACCCUUUCAAUAUACAGCGGCUUGCCACUCUUAAUUAAUCUCUAAGUGAAACCAACCAGCAGGGAAAACUUCAAGCUUCUCUUCACUUUAAGAUUAUAAACAUAUAUAUAU